AUGUCGAACGGUAGUAAUUCGCUGACCACCCGGACGACGUCGUUUCGUGUAGCUUCCCUGGCAUUGCCUUCAAAAUCUUCUGAUCAGUCUCCUCAGUCAUCUCCAGGCUCAUCUUCUUCCCCAACUCCAACGCCGACGCCUUCUCUCUCCGCCGGUGGAUCUUCGGCGAGAAGAACGGCGACUGGAUUAUCCGGCCGGCACUCAUUAUUCAGGGGAAUUCGUCUACGGAACGGAAAAUGGGUGUCGGAGAUUCGAGAGCCGCGUAAAACGACGCGAAUUUGGCUCGGGACUUAUCCCGUCCCGGAGAUGGCUGCCGCCGCUUACGACGUGGCGGCGCUAGCUCUGAAAGGCCCCAACGCCGUUUUGAACUUUCCUGGUUUGGCUUUGACUUAUGUGGCUCCGGCUUCUAACUCUGCCGCGGAUAUUAGAGCUGAAAGCUUAGCUGCCGCCGGGAGAGCCGCGGAGAUGAAGCAACCGUAUCCGGGUGGACCGGAGAGGGUAUUGGAGCCGGGUCAAUCCGAGAAGGAGGAGGAAGAAGAAGCAAUGUCUUCUUCGUUGGAGUUUAUGGACGAGGAAGCGAUGCUGAAUAUGCCGAAUUUGUUGACGGAGAUGGCGCAAGGGAUGUUGAUGAGUCCACCGAGGAUGACAGAUCCGGCUCCGGAGAAUCAUGAAGAAGAUAGUCUCUGGAGUUACAGAUGAUUCCAUGGAAACUGUCUUUUUCUUCUUCUUACCUCUUUUUUCCCGGUCAAAUGAGAUUUUUGUUUUUGUUCUUUGUUUGCUUUUUGAGUCGUUGUUAUGAAUUUUGCAUGCUGAAUCGUUCCAUACGACCUUCAAUU
Brassica oleracea var. oleracea is the source of this 836-nucleotide messenger RNA. Its product is annotated as ethylene-responsive transcription factor ERF025-like. The coding region runs from base 1 to 699 and encodes 232 amino acids. Lineage: Eukaryota; Viridiplantae; Streptophyta; Magnoliopsida; Brassicales; Brassicaceae. The transcript has 2 exons. Gene Ontology annotation, molecular function: DNA binding; DNA-binding transcription factor activity. The record is from RefSeq and is a predicted model, not a curated record. Gene Ontology annotation, biological process: regulation of DNA-templated transcription.